UUUGUUCUUUGUGAUUUUAUUAAAUUAAUGUGUAAUGUUUCACAUUAAAAAUCAGAUUUAGCAGAAAGUUUAAGCCAAAUAGUUGAACAUUAAAUGGUGGAUAUCAUUUGCAACUAUUUGUUCAUCUAAACUCUCUUUUGUCUGUUGCACUCCAGUGUUGGUUUUCCCCUCUUAUGUCCAGGAUGCUGGUCUCACGGACGGCAGUACAGCAGAACCUCAAGGAUAUUGGUUGUCUGUCUGUGGAUGUUUUUCUGACUGGUAAAAGGGAUGGCCUUCAAACAACUCUCAUCCUCCUCCUCACCUGCAGCUUCUCCAGCCUCCUGCUCAGCUCCCUGCUCCUCCUGUACCUCCUCUUCACGCUGCAUUAUGAGCUAGCUGUGGCUGGAGGGAUUGCUGGCUGCUUUGGGAUACUACUAACAGUUGCCCUCUUCCUAUCAAAGAGGAUGAGAUGCUUAGGAACUCUAUUUGUGAUCUCUGUUUUCAUGAAGAAGAGUCGGAACCUGCUCUUGACUGCUGGGACCAGUUUAGUGGUACUUAGAAAUAUCCGCAAUACCUUGGAGAACCUCACAGGCCUGGUCAAGGGUAUGAUUUGCAACCUGAAAGCCAAGAAAGCAGCCGUCAUUGCUCCAUUCCGUAACUAUGUGAAGAUGUUGAAUUGGAUAGGAUAUAUGCUGAAGGGAGUUACAGACUUAGGGGUUUUGAACCUUGACCCUCAGCUUAAGGUUUCACCCAGACUGGAAUCAGAACAAUUCAGGGAGAGACUCAGUGAAGCAGAGCAGAAGCUGAACGAAACUGUGAAGUACGUACAGUCUCUUAUGAACACAGUCUCCUCCGUGGCCGAAAGGUUGUUCCCUGCUAUUAGCUUCCUCGUGCUCAUGAUGUUUAUAGCCCUGCACAUAAAAAAAUUCUGCAAUGACAUGAAAUAUGAUAACAGAUUCAUCAGCAGCAGAUUUGUUCAUUUUGACGAGAAGCAGAAGGCGGAAGGAAAGCCCCACGUCCUGCCCCUCACGCCGGAGGAAGAGAAGCUGUACACCGCUGUCCCCUCCGUCCGUCCCACUACCAGAGAGGGGAGAGCCAUGCUGAAAUUUGGUGUUCCAGUUGUUUCCCAUUUUGUAGCGUGGGUCCUGUUUAUAACUCUUGAUGCCUUACUGUACUGUUGUAUUGAUAUUCUAACAACAAAGUUAUCAGAGCUGGAGCCAUUCCAUGUCCCGUUGUUAAUGAGCUUUAAAGUAAGUAUGUUAGUGAGUGCUUGUUUAUCUUCUCAGGAGAUUGCAACUUUAGUAGGUAUAACAUUUGGUGAGGAGACCCAUCAAAAAGACUUUUCCUACUCUGUGACUCUGUUUGAAAAGAAGUGUCUUCCUGAACCCAAGCUGCUGCUCUAUGACUCUGUAGCUCCUUUGGCUGCCAUCCUGCUCACCUUGCUCGUUAUGGGUCUGAUGGCUGCCAAAGUGGCCCAGCUCAGGCUGAUGGUCUGUGAGCGAUUCUUCUCCACAGCUGCCGAGGCGAGAGUGGAAUACCUGCAUGCCAAAAUCCUUAGGAAGAGGUUAAAAAGGAGGAUGUGCCUCCUCACAUCACUCUACUUAAAGCCACAUUUCUGGUGCCCUCUGCUCUUCAGGCCCAAAAAGGAUCCAUGAUGCUUGAUGUUUUUUGGCAAAUAAGAAAGCAAAUAGAUUCUGCACCUCAGUGAUCUCCUUAUUGCAGCGUUGUACAUAUUUUUAACUCAACUUUGAAAUACCCCAAACUCAAAAUCCCUCAAAACAGCAGGUAGUUUCUUUGGUAAUCAGUCUAUGUCUAUAAACGUCCUGUCAGUCAGAAAUCUCUGGUCAGAUCUCAACUACUUGCUUCAUCGGACGAAAACAAGGUCACAUCAUACUUCAGACCUGAUGUGACCAUGACUUGGACCACUAUUAGGCCUUCUGUUAUUUACUCUUUAUAUAAAUAAUAUUACUUUUCAAACUGAACGACUGAAUUUUUCUUUUGAUGAUACCAUCUAUACUGUAAACCUUCAGUCCACUUUGAUGACCUCCAGACCCCUUUUAUUCAUUUAAAGCUUGUUUUAAAGUCCAAAAAUACAAAAAGUGUUCAUUUCCAAAGUGCAGUCAGCUUUGAUGUUCACAGCUGAUCAUAGAAAUCAAAUGGAUACAGUGCAGUAUAGGGAGCUUUUUUCUUUUUCUUUUGCCUUUUCAGAAUUUGGAACCAUUAUACAAUCCACUGUGCUACUGCCACUGGAUUAUGGAGAUAUCAGUUACGGAAACAACUGAAUUAUUAUAACACUAGAUCAGACUAUGAUAAAUUUAAAAGUCCUACUAAUUCAGGGGUGGAAAAGCUAAGAUGUGAGUAUGCACCUUGUAACUGGAAUAAACUGAAAACGACUGGGUCUUUAAACUCAAACUAAAAGGGACUUUAAACUUCUAAUUUAUAAUAUUUGUGACUGUGUUAGCGUGUGUGUGUGUGAUUUUAUUUGUGAGUGAAUAGUGUCGUGAUCUUGUAUACGUGUUUUUUUAACUACAUGUAUAGAUACAGUAAUUUUCUAUACGAAUGAUUUUUUUUUUACAAUAAAUAUGUACUGCUCAGAGACAAUAUUUGU
Messenger RNA from Scatophagus argus, 2587 nucleotides. Its product is annotated as dendritic cell-specific transmembrane protein. Bases 174 to 1634 code for a protein of 486 amino acids. Gene Ontology annotation, cellular component: membrane. The record is from RefSeq and is a predicted model, not a curated record. NCBI's taxonomy places the organism in Eukaryota, Metazoa, Chordata, Actinopteri, Scatophagidae. The transcript is spliced from 3 exons.